UUUUUUUCGGCUUCUUUUACACUAAACCUUUGCAUUUAUUCGCGAUCAUCCGUUUGCCCAAAACACAUUACAAAUUCCUGCGUGAAAGAGAAGCCCGCGUCUUCUGAAAACUCUUUUGGAACCUGUAUUCUCCACUUCCCUUCCCUCUGAGACAAAUAGAAUUAACUAAUAUCAAAUCACCGACAAUCGAAUCGGACGAGAAUUUCACUCAGAAAGCAGCAACAACUUAAAUCCGAAACCCGCUUCAAGAUGGCCAUACCGCCACCACCGGGACCACCGCCACCGCCAGGGCCCCCGCCACCCCCGGCCAUGGGCGGCUUGAAGCUGGGCGGCGGUGGAGGCAAAGGUGGUGCAGAUCCCCGCUCUGCCCUCCUCAGCUCCAUCCAGAAGGGCACCAAGCUCCGCAAGACGAACACCGUGGACAAGAGCGGACCGGCGAUAUCGGGGAAGGUAUGUGGAGCAGAUGCCGCAGCAGGAGCGGGAGUUGGAGGCGCCAAGCGAACCCUCAAUAACAACACCAGCACCAGCAACAACAACAACAACAGCAGUAGUAGCAGCAGCAGCAGCAACGGCCUUGGCAAUGGAGCCCCCAAAUUGGGGGGCCUGUUCGAAGGCUACUCGCAAAUGCCGAAGCUAAAGCCCGUGAAUGGCUAUCGCAGUACACCUGCAGCCGGAGCAGCAGCAGCAGCGACUCCACAACCACCAGCCGGAAUAGCAGCGGCCGCAAUAGCACAGCAGCAGCAACGAAGCCAUAGCCCCCCUACAGCCGUCACUGCCGCUGCCGCAUCCAGCAACGGACCCAUGGACUUCAAUACAGAGCUGGCCAUGCACCUAACAUUGAAGCGCCAGAAGGCGCAGCAGAAGCAGCAACAAUCGCCGCAAGCACCCAGCGGCACCCAGCAUAUCAAUGCCACAGAAGCAAAUCUGAAAACAAAUCGGGGACCUCCACCGCAACCGCCAAAGCAAACCAACUCAAGUGAUUCGAUAUUGGAGCGCAUGAAUAUCGCACCCCGCGCUGCCCUGCCACCAGCUGCCGCCGUCAAAGCUGCCUCGCCCACGCUCUCGGAGAGCGGCAGCAACAGCAGUGGCAGCGUCAAGAGAAAGGCGGGCAAUCUGAAUAUCUCGUUAGGGAAUAGUUUUGUAAAUAGUUCGAUGGCAAAAACCACUGCGAGUGCUUCCACGACGUCGCUGAACUCGAGCAGAACGUCCUCGGCAGGAUCGCUACGCAACCUGGCGCCCAAUAAGUCAACUUUGUUCGGUGGUGCUGGUUCUUCUAUUGGUGGUGGUGGUUCACAGCAAACAUCGCCUCCAUCCACGGCCACGCCCACACCGUUGCCAUCUCUAGCGCAGUCCCAUACGCAAACACAGAUUCAGUCACAGCAGCAGAAGCCGGCCAUCAGCUUUGGCAAGCCGAACUUUGCACCAAAGCCGCCGGGGCUCCAGCAGUUGAUUCUGGUUAACGGGCAGCAGCGUCCGGCGGUGACGCGGCACCACAGCAUGAAGUCGCCUAGAUCUCCGCCAGCGUCUGGGCCUAUGCUGCCUCCCACCCUCCAGCAUUUUGGGACGAUGCGGGCUCCGCUCCAGCUGCAGGGCAUCGACGGAAGCGUCGCCAGCAUGCGCUGUGCCCCCAAUCCACCAAAGUCACGACCAUCGGUGAAGCCUCCACCUCCGCCAACACCGGCGCGGAGCUUCUCCAACAGCAAUCUGAGCAACAUCGGAGCUGGAUCAUCUGCAGCGCCGUUAAGUGCCGUCAACACGGCCCUGGUGCAGAGUGCGGCGACUACGACUCAGGCCCCUUCGACUCCCAUUACCCAACCGCCCUCCACUUCGAGUAGCAGUAGCAGCGUGGCCGCCCUGCGUGACCAGUUCCGUGCGGUUGGCAUCGGGAACGGUAUGAAUGGUAUGAACGGUGGGAAUGGGAAUUCCUCGCCACCGCUGCCGCCGCUGCCUACCCCAGCAUCAGUGUCGUCGGCCUCAUCAUCGACUACGGCCAGCCCCAAGUCUUCGACCGUCCGGCCAAUCAUACUGAAUGGGGGACCCAUCAUCAAUCCACCAGCCCCGCCGCCGCACCGCAGCUGUCCGCCUCCACCGCCGCCGCAGCGACAAUCGAGCACUAAUGUUCGAGUGAAGCACUGGUUGUUCAAGAGGCUGUUCUCGCUUAGCAAAUAUCUGAAACGGAACUACUGCCACAGCCGCCCACCAUUCAAGGUUAUCAAAAUGCUGAUGCUCCACGGCAAGCGCAACGCUGGAUCCGGAUCAGGUUCGGGUGCUGGAGCGCCAGUGCCGCCACAGCGUCACUCAUCCAUACGGCCCAAUGCCCCGCUGACUCCACCCACGCACAUGGCCAACGCCUCGCAUCAGUUUGGCAGCAAUUCAGGACUGUCGGCAGGAGGAGGAGCAGGAUGUGCAACUGUGGGCCGCCUGGUCAUCGAUUUGGAGACAAAGUUCGGGAAGCGAUUCCACAACGUGACCGAGUUCCCCAAGCCGCCGCCGUUUCUUAAUAUACAAAAAAUCUAUCCUAGUCGAACGUUUAAGGCGAGCAACGCUGCCGCCCAGACGCCUAGCAACAACAACAACAGCAUCAACAACAACAUUUCGGCUGUCUGCAACAACAAUGCCAGCAUAAAUACCAAUUCAAUGGCUCCGGUGGGAAGAGGUACACUGCCGCCAGCACUGAAGCCAGCCUAUGCACCACUGAAGAAGCAUCGGGCACCUGCACCACCGCCUCAGGCAGGCGUGGCCGCUGCCACAGUGUCCGUAAUACGGCAAUCUAGUUUCUUGUACGGCGGCGGAGUAGCCGGAACGGCCGGUAGUGCCUCCUCCUCCGUUCGACCCCAAUCACAGGCGGCGGGAAGUGUGGCGCGCAACUCGACGGUCUGCUGAGACGAUCCAUAUCGUUGCCCAUGAGUUGUACAUAAUGCGGAUAUACGGUGUGGCACGGUGCGGAGUGAUUGUACUAAAUUUUACGAAAGGUUGAUCAAAUAAAAGUGGAACAAUACCAAA
Molecule: messenger RNA, 3003 nt
Organism: Drosophila persimilis
Lineage: Eukaryota; Metazoa; Arthropoda; Insecta; Diptera; Drosophilidae
Gene: Vrp1
Product: WAS/WASL-interacting protein family member 3
Exons: 10
Coding region: 250-2883 (877 amino acids)
Biological process (GO): actin filament polymerization
Cellular component (GO): actin filament; cytoplasm
Molecular function (GO): microtubule binding; actin binding
Source: RefSeq, a predicted model, not a curated record